Messenger RNA from Cricetulus griseus (Chinese hamster), 694 nucleotides. The record is from RefSeq and is a predicted model, not a curated record. Lineage: Eukaryota; Metazoa; Chordata; Mammalia; Rodentia; Cricetidae.
GCCACAGUGGCGUCUUUCUCCCGCGCCUACACAGAUAGAAGUUCCGUGUCGGGCCGGCAGCGGCGGCGGCGGCGUCUCUCAGGUUUGAACGCGGAGCGGGUAGCGUCGGGUCUGCGGCCUGAUCUGGAAGCCUAGAGCGGAGCGGCGAGAUGACGGACCGGUACACCAUCCACAGCCAGCUGGAGCAUCUGCAGUCCAAGUACAUCGGUACGGGCCACGCCGACACCACCAAGUGGGAAUGGCUUGUGAACCAGCACCGGGACUCCUACUGCUCCUACAUGGGUCACUUCGACCUCCUCAACUACUUCGCCAUCGCCGAGAACGAGAGCAAGGCCCGCGUGCGCUUCAACCUGAUGGAGAAGAUGCUGCAGCCCAGCGGGCCGCCGGCGGACAAGCCCGAGGAGAACUGAGGCGAGCGCUUCCCAGGCUCCCCCGCCGGCCAGCGGUGGGCCGGUCCUCCUUGCUCGGGCUUCUUCAUCGUCUGUCACGCCUGGCCUGCUUACCUGUGGACGAUUCCGAACAAGUCACCGAGAGACUGUCGGGACCCCCGGGAACUGUGCGGGAGGAGCGACCCUAGACCCGGCAAGCGAGGGAGAAGACGCCACGGGAGUGAUGACGCGUUUCUAAUGAGUCUGCCUUUCAGUAGUUGGUUGUCCUUCUUGCCAUGUUUAUAAAGUUUAGGAUUUGUCCUAUC